UCAAAAGAGUUGGUACGCUCAACUACUCAUAAACUCAUGUUAGCAAUGACGAAUAAUGAGCGCUUUGUUGAACCCACUCCAAAAUUAUUAUAAAAUUUAACGCUAAAAUCAGUAAAGAGAAUGGUAGAGGAGUACAAGAAUCCGGAGGUUGUCUGGGUGGCGAGACGCUAACGAUAACUCAGGUGACGACUAUUUCAAAUCGCGACACCGCCGUCCAAGUGGAGUUCUCGGAGGCAGCUCGGCCUGCUAUCAAGGUGAGCAGCGAUUGGGUGAUGGAAAGAAUGAAAAAAAAGGGAUUUCAUCAUAAACGCCUAUCGUGAUCACUGCAUAUUCAUGGACCGCGGUGGCACCCUGUUGGAAGUUUUUGCCGAGCUAAUGGGGACAGUCGAGUGGAGAGCUUCGAAGAGUACAAUAUAUUACAAACAUGGGGAUUUUGUUCCUGGUUUGAAGGUGGAUGGUAUGGAUUCUCUCGUUGUGAAGCAAGCUUUCAAGUUUACUAAAGAACAUGUCUUUAAGAGUGGAGCAAUAAUUCUUGUAAUGGACUCCUAUAGGUAUUAUGGUCACUCCAUGUAUGAUCCUGGAAAUAUCGAUAGAACACGUGAUGAGAGUAGUGGUGUUAGACAGGAGCGUGAUUCAAUUGAAAGAAUUCGGAAGCUAGUAUUAGCACAUGACCUAGCUAAUGAGUAAGAGUUAAAGGACAUCGAGAAGGAAGUGAGAAAAGAGGAGGACGAUGUAAUUGAGCAAAGGAAAGUCCAAUGCCUGACCCUUCAAAACUGAUAAAUAAUGAAGAAGCAAAUCACGUGGGUUGUAGGAAAAGUUUAAUAAAGGAUGAAGGGUAAAUCACAAUCGGAGUCAUCCA
Molecule: messenger RNA, 859 nt
Organism: Hibiscus syriacus
Lineage: Eukaryota; Viridiplantae; Streptophyta; Magnoliopsida; Malvales; Malvaceae
Product: pyruvate dehydrogenase E1 component subunit alpha-1, mitochondrial-like
Exons: 1
Coding region: 334-687 (117 amino acids)
Molecular function (GO): oxidoreductase activity, acting on the aldehyde or oxo group of donors, disulfide as acceptor
Source: RefSeq, a predicted model, not a curated record